Terrapene triunguis (Three-toed box turtle) is the source of this 2964-nucleotide messenger RNA. It is a transcript of the gene FARSB, whose product is annotated as phenylalanyl-tRNA synthetase subunit beta. Bases 1 to 1803 code for a protein of 600 amino acids. Gene Ontology annotation, cellular component: phenylalanine-tRNA ligase complex; cytoplasm. NCBI's taxonomy places the organism in Eukaryota, Metazoa, Chordata, Testudines, Emydidae. The transcript is spliced from 17 exons. The record is from RefSeq and is a predicted model, not a curated record. Gene Ontology annotation, molecular function: ATP binding; RNA binding; magnesium ion binding. Gene Ontology annotation, biological process: phenylalanyl-tRNA aminoacylation.
AUGCGCAGUGUGGCUGUAGCUCAGCUUUCUGACAUGCCGACGGUCAGUGUGAAGCGGGAGCUGCUCUUCCAGGCGCUGGGCAGGCGCUAUACUGAUGAAGAAGUUGAUGAACUUUGCUUUGAGUUUGGUCUGGAGCUUGAUGAAAUUACGUCUGAGAAGGACAUAAUAAGCAAAGAACAAGGUGAUGGAAAGGCAGAGAGUGCAUCAGAUAUCAUUCUCUAUAAAAUCGAUGUUCCUGCUAACCGAUAUGAUCUUCUUUGUCUGGAAGGAUUGGUCCGAGGGCUUCAGGUCUUUAAAGAAAGGAUAAAGGCCCCUAGAUACAAAAGGAUUAUGCCAGCGAAUAGUGACGUUCAAAGGCUGAUUAUUACUGAAGAGACUGCCCAAGUUCGUCCUCAUGCUGUAGCUGCAGUCCUUCGUAACAUAACUUUUUCCAAGGAUCGCUAUGAUAGUUUCAUUGACCUACAAGAAAAACUACAUCAGAACAUCUGCAGGAAAAGAGCAUUAGUAGCGAUUGGUACCCAUGACCUGGACACAAUCUCUGGUCCAUUUACUUAUACAGCUAGACCUCCUUCAGAAAUUAGAUUCAAGCCCCUGAAUCAGUCCAAGGAGUAUACUGCUUCUGAAAUUAUGGAUCUAUAUCGGACUGACAGCCAACUUAAGCAUUAUUUACACAUAAUUGAAAACAAACCACUUUAUCCAGUUAUCUACGAUAGCAACGGUGUCGUUCUUUCGAUGCCACCAAUCAUCAAUGGAGACCAUACAAAAAUAAGCCUAAAUACCAGAAAUGUGUUUGUUGAAUGCACAGCCACUGAUAUUACAAAGGCAAAAAUUGUCCUCGAUAUCUUAGUCACGAUGUUUAGUGAAUAUUGUGAGAAGCAAUUCACUGUUGAAGCAGCAGAAGUAACUUAUCAUAAUGGAAAAACCUGCAUCUAUCCAGAACUGGCUUACCGAAGAGAAAAAGUGAAACCUGAUUUAAUGAACAAGAAAAUUGGAAUCAGUGAAACGCCAUCAAGUCUUGCAAAGCUGCUGACCAGGAUGUGUUUGAAGUCACAUGUCACAGGGAAUGGGAACAGUAUAGAAAUUGAAAUCCCUCCUACCAGAGCGGACAUUAUCCAUGCAUGUGAUAUCAUAGAAGAUGCAGCAAUAGCUUAUGGUUAUAACAACAUUCAGAUGACUAUUCCAAAAACAUACACCAUAGCCAAUCAAUUUCCUCUCAAUAAGCUCACAGAACUUCUGAGACAGGACUUGGCAGCUGCUGGAUUCACUGAAGCACUCACUUUUGCACUGUGUUCCCAAGAAGAUAUUGCUGAUAAACUUGGUGUGGACAUCUCUUCAACGAAAGCAGUACACAUAGCUAAUCCCAAAACAGCAGAAUUUCAGGUGGCACGCACCAGCCUCUUGCCUGGCCUCCUGAAGACCAUUGCUGCUAAUAGAAAGAUGCCUUUGCCUCUGAAACUUUUUGAAAUCUCUGACAUUGUUGUAAAAGAUUCCACCAAAGAUGUAGGUGCAAGGAACCAGAGGAAUCUCUGUGCCAUUUACUACAACAAGAACCCCGGGUUUGAGGUCAUCCAUGGGUUGCUGGAUAGAGUCAUGCAGCUGCUGGCUGUGCCACCAAGCAAAGAGAGUGGAUAUCUAAUCAAGGCAGCUGACGACUCUGCUUUCUUCCCUGGCCGCUGUGCUGAGAUCCUUGCCAAAGGUCAAAGUAUUGGGAAGCUUGGAGUCCUUCACCCUGAUGUUAUCACCAAAUUUGAGCUCACUAUGCCAUGCUCUGCCCUAGAGAUCAAUAUUGAGCCCUUCUUGUGAAGACAAGACUGUGUUAUAUCACCUCCAAACAUCCACUUCACAUGCAACCAUGCCCUUUAGUCUCUCUCUGCAGAGAACAUUCACUUAUACUUCAAUGUUCUAAUAAACUAGAAAAACACGGUCUGGCUCCAUGCGUAAAUAUGUUCCUUACAUUACAAUUAGGCUGGCAUCUGCAGUGUAAGAAUGUGGUAACUAGGGCUAGAAUGUGCCAUCAAUGUGUUUACUCCCCCCCACAAAAAAAAAGUUGGGUAAAAUCCCAGUGUAUUACAAGAGAAAUGUAAUGGCAAAGCACAUGAUUAGUUUUCAAAAUCAGAAAUGUUCCACCGACAGAGCUUCAUACUGUAACUGAUUAUGGCUGCAUAACAGGAAUCUCAUUCUUUUCUUAUUGCAUGAAAUAAGAUAAUUGAUUAGCACAAAUGUUGAACGAAUGUGAGCAGAACUAAGGAAUUGAGCUUUUAUUCUGUACGGUUGUCAUUUGCUCAUCAGUGGUUGGGGGAAGGAAAUAAACUUUUUCAUGGAAACCAGAGCUAUUUUGUAAGCAAGACUUAUACAAUAUCUCCUGCAAUGCAGUAAGCAAAACCUUUGAUCUCUUAUCAUUCUAAAGUCAAAGAAAAAUCAAAGUUGGAAUUAUUUCGUGGUACAAGUAAAGCCUUAUCAUUUUGAAGCUCUGCACUAACUAAAUUGGAGAGAGAAACUUAAAAAAACAAAAAGCAGACUGACCUUUUUGCUUAGAGUCCAAAAAUAUUGAUCAAAGGUUUUAUGGGAUGGAGGCUAUGAUGUAUGCCUGCAAAACUUGAUACAUUUCAUGUUGCACUUGCAUAGCCGUAGCAAUGGAUUUCACAACUCCUGCCGCAGCAUAUGAGAGUGGGCAUUGAUACAGUUGUUUUGCACUUCCUUACCCAGCCUUGUGCGUAUGCUGUAAUGACUGACCAUCUGUGUUACCUUCCUUGUCUUGCCAAACCUUCAGGCCUCUCAGUGUGGUUGUCAUUUGCUCUGAUCACCUAUUGGAACCUCCCAGUAUGACACAAGUAUUGCUGUUGAUGUCGGUCAGUUUUUACAAGGGGGCACAACAGUUUUCUAUUUUAUGGCCUCCACUAGCUUGGAAAAUGAGCCUGCCCCAAGCUGCAGCAUUUCUCCAGAUAUCCAUUCCCACAUAGAACA